CGCACGAGUCUCGACUCGCGCGUCUCAACCGUCUCAAACUUUCGGAACCAUGGCUUCCUUCGUCAUGUCCGCCUCCGCCGUCAAGGCUCCCGCCGUCAAGGUCUCCGGCCUCGGUUUCCGCAAGGCUGUGUCCGCGGUUGCGAUGCCCAAGGCUGCUGCCAAGCCCGUCCAGGCGCACGCGGCGUUCUCGGUGGUGUGCGGCAAGCCCGGCGCCAAGGCCAAGACCAACAAGUCCGCGGCCAAGCGCUUCAAGAUCACCGCUUCCGGCAAGGUCCUCCACAGGCGCCCCGGCAAGCAGCAUCUUAACGGCCACAAGACCACCGAGCGCAAGACCCGCCUCAGCGGCGAGCGCCAGAUUGGCGCCGAGCAGAUCCCCCUCGUGAAGGGUCUCCUCCCCUACUCCCGCAAGAGGAUCCGCUAAGCGCCGGGCAGACGGUGGCUCGCGCGCAUUAUUUUUUACCUAUAGGAUACGUAAAACUAGUGGGAUGGGGACGGACGCGCGAGGCUUCGCGCGUUCGUCGAGGCGGUGGGUGAUUUGGAGUGACUCGGAGGUGAAGUCAGCCGAGGACGCAGCCGGCAAAGAUGGAGUUCUUUCCGCUGCCGGAGCACGGCUCUGAUUAUCAUAUUCGUUCGGACGGCUUGAAGCGCUCGAGCCGUCUUGUAUAGUCUGAGAUAGAGUCGAUUGGUAAUAUCGAAGGCGUUGGCGC
Molecule: messenger RNA, 707 nt
Organism: Micromonas commoda
Lineage: Eukaryota; Viridiplantae; Chlorophyta; Mamiellophyceae; Mamiellales; Mamiellaceae
Exons: 2
Coding region: 50-421 (123 amino acids)
Biological process (GO): translation
Cellular component (GO): large ribosomal subunit; ribosome
Molecular function (GO): structural constituent of ribosome
Source: RefSeq, a predicted model, not a curated record